UCAGUCUAUGUGCUAAGAGGUAGUGAGAAUCACUUAAUUCCAUGUACGGCACCGUCUGCAUGGAGAGAAAAUACACGAGAGAGACGAACGAGACAGCGCACAAACUUGGUUUCCGUUAUUCGAACCAGUGAAUAAUUUCCUUCCAGGAUCUGUAUUUUAAAAUUCCCGAUAUAUGGCCAAUAUCGGUUGCGCACUGUUACACUAAACAUAUGUAUUUCAUUUUAUUUUGAGCCAUAAACUAGGUCGAAUUUCUCCCCGCUCGAUACAAUUUUACAACUUUAUCAAAGGGGAGUGAUUUUAUUUUAAAGUGCGUGUCACGCAUACAUGUCGCUGAAACGUCAAGACAUGUAGGCUACAGUAUAGGCUACAAAUGUUACUGACAUCUAUUAUGAACAUGCUGUAGCGAAACUUUGAAACUACGUCUGGCAGUUUGUCAGGUGGCAGCUUUCCUGCAGUACGUGACGAUGCGCUCAUUCACUCAAGACGAACUCUGAAGAAGGAUACAGGAAAAAUUGUCUCCGCUGAAAGUGGCGGGAUUUUUGUUUUCAUGAAUUCAUUGAAUCCGGUUUAUUUUCCUGAACACUAUCCUGGAAUUCGGACUAAGCUUGCUUGAUUUGUUUCAGAACACCGCAAGUGGCGUAUUUAAAACCGGAUGACACUCGAAAUGAUAUUCCUUUCUUGCAUCACGCUGAUUGCUUCCAAUAUCCUUCUCCGCUGUUCACCUGUUCAGAGUUCUCCAUAUGCAAGUGGAGUCCACAGCACUGAAGUGGUGCGGUUCCCUGAGGUGUGGGGGCGGAGCUUCUGCCGCACCAUGGAGAAGCUAGUGGAGGUGGUGCAGGAGUACCCCGGUGAGGUAGAGCACGUCUUCAGCCCGGCCUGCGUUUUGCUGUGGCGCUGUGCUGGUUGCUGUGGCGACGAGAACCUGGAGUGCCACCCUACCCAUACCAGUAACCUCACUGCUCAGCUGUUGAAAAUCAAGCCAGGGGAUGUAGAAAAAGAGUAUGUUGAGAUGACAUUUAUGGAGCAUCAGACAUGUGAAUGUAGACCGCGAAGCACUUUGAAAAAUGAAAGGCAGAGACCGAGAAAGAGGGGGCGGAAGAGGAAAGACCGGCAGAAUGCAAAAGAAUGCGACACGUGUCUUCCUCCACGUAGACGGAGGUAGCUGUACCUCUGCCCCUGCCCUUGCCCCCCCCCCCCCUUCUGCCCGUUCGCUCUCUGCCCAUGGUUGACUGCGUGGACUGUCUUGAGGAGCUGGCUGAAUCUAGGAUUGGACAGGGUUUCUACAGUGAUGAGCUGAUUGGCGAUGAUCCUGCAGGGAGGCCAGAGGGUCUCCAGGGUGGGGGGCGUUCACCAAUGAGAGAUCAUUUUAAUGUCAUCCUGACCUCAUAAUGUGUUCCUGAGGAGGACUGCAAAAAGUAUCGACUAUGAUCGAGGGUCCACAUAGAGACUAAUCACUGUGGAAGACUACGAUCUGUGUUUUGGGGUGUUUGUUCAUUGAAUUAUUAUUGAUUACCACCAUAAUUGUGUAUGUCUAAAAAACUAUUUAUUAUCCAAAUAUUAUGCAAUCAAGGUCUGUAAAAUAAAUGUGUUCUAGGUGUUGUCUG
Molecule: messenger RNA, 1604 nt
Organism: Anguilla rostrata (American eel)
Lineage: Eukaryota; Metazoa; Chordata; Actinopteri; Anguilliformes; Anguillidae
Product: placenta growth factor-like
Exons: 7
Coding region: 653-1162 (169 amino acids)
Biological process (GO): vascular endothelial growth factor receptor signaling pathway; positive regulation of mast cell chemotaxis; positive regulation of angiogenesis
Cellular component (GO): membrane
Molecular function (GO): vascular endothelial growth factor receptor binding; growth factor activity; chemoattractant activity
Source: RefSeq, a predicted model, not a curated record